Branchiostoma belcheri (Belcher's lancelet) is the source of this 721-nucleotide messenger RNA. RefSeq lists its product as uncharacterized. The record is from RefSeq and is a predicted model, not a curated record. The transcript has 2 exons. Bases 63 to 464 code for a protein of 133 amino acids. Lineage: Eukaryota; Metazoa; Chordata; Leptocardii; Amphioxiformes; Branchiostomatidae.
GUAGCAAGCAAAGCAGCUUGGAGUGAGUUGGGACACUGUCUCUGUUUAAUCAAAAGUCAAACAUGGUACGCCUGGUGUUCCUCUGUAUCGUCCUGUUCACGGUGGAGUGUACCGCCGCUAACCCCGUGCCGAAGCCGGACUACUUGCAGGUGAUCGCCCAGGCGGCGUGCUCGGGAGUCAUCGGGGCGGAGUCCGCCUACAUCUGGGCCGUGCCAAGGGACUGCUCCGCUACCGGGGACGGGAUGACCUGCGAGCAGGUCUGUCAGGAACACCAGUCUGCCCUGUUGGACCAGACCUCCAGCCGACGCCCAAACGUCUUCUGCUUUGACGCCUUCCAACUCCACUUCAUCCGUACGUCGGAGAUGGACUAUACCAAGACGUACCACUACCAGCGUGUGCAGGGGUGUUCUUGGCGGGCCAACCACUGCGGACCCAACUACUGCUGCUGCCGUACCCCGUAUUAAAAGCGGUGUGGCGUUGUUAUAAGCAUGCAAAAGCGCCGCCUUGCAGAUCCCUAGCAUAACUCAUCACCUGAGCUUGGUUGAAGUGAAUACAAGAAACACAGAAACUGUACCCAACUCAUGACCAUUUAACAUAAACGUAAUUUUUAAUUGUAGACAGAGAAAUAAACUUUGAAGUUGACCAAAACUUUGCAUGGUAUUUCUUCCUUUUAUCCAUACCAUUUUGUUGUCAGUCUUGUAUUGUCACUGUAAGUACAACA